AUGACUCAGUAUGACACGGCCUUCAGGACGCAGUGCCAACGACUUGCUGAGGCCCAAAGCCCUUUGGAAGGGCGAGCCAAGGCAUUUUGGUUCCUGCGGAAGGCAGGGCUCUCAGAAGAUUUGAGGCGCCAGGUGGUGUCGACGGCCGGAGGCAUCUACGACUAUGCUAAACUGCGGUCUGCCCUGGUGGCCAUUGUGCCACAUGUUGGCGUAGCUGACCAUGGGAGUGGUGAAGACCGACGAGGACAUCAUGGAGACUUCAGGAGAGGCAGGAGUCCCGGCCCAAGGUCUUCUCACAAAGUGCAUGCCGUGGUUGAGGGAGAAGAUGACGGUAGAGAUGAAGCAGAUAGUAAGAUGUCUGAUGGUGACUAUGAUGGAGAUUGUGGAGCUGACGAUCUUGAGCUUGAAGCGGAAGUUUUGCUCACAGCUGCAGCCCGUCGUCGAGCUGAACAUUCCAAGAAUAGAGGAUUCCAUAGAUCCGAGUCGCCCCAGGCGCGGGAGAAACGGAUAGAAAGCAUGAAGCAAAGGAUGGCAUGCGCCGCAUGUCGUGCAAACGGAAAAUUGGUGUACGGACAUUGGCACUCUGACCCUGCUUGUCCAUACUAUGGCAAAAGCGAUGGCAAGGGUGGGAGCAAACAGUCUGGAACCAAGAGCGUCUUUGUGGUCACUCAGGAGAAAGAUGAUGAGGACACUUUGAGUGAUGAUUCGGAUGCAGCCUUUUUGAGUCAUGUGAUUUUGAUGUCAAGUUCAGAGAAGUUGCGAAAAGCUAGUGCUCUGAUGGCGCUCUCGGACACAUGUUGUGCCCGAACCGUUGCUGGAGAAAAGUGGUGCAAGAAUGUCUUGGAGAAGCUUCAUGAGUUUGGGACGGCGUUCUACAUCAUCCAGGACAACCAGCCGUUUAGGUUCGGUGAUGGACCCAAGGUGUGGGCGAAGUAUGCUUUGGUCAUGCCGGUCCAGAUCAAGAACGCUAGGUGCCCAUUCUUGCUCAGGAUCAGCGUGGUCCAAGAUGAUGUCCCCCUUUUACUCAGUGCCAAGGUGUUGCAACAGCUUGGAACGGUCUUGGACAUGGGAGGGCAAGAGUACGUGUUCAAAGCGCUGGAAGCAUCCAUCAAGAUGAAGUCCACCGGCACUGGACACAUUGGCUUCGAGCUUUUCUCGGAUCAUCCUGAUCCGACGGAUCUGCUGAGGAUUGACUGGGAGGCCUUUCUUGAAACCGGUGAAGAGGUUGUCUUCAUUGAGCGCUUGGAGGACUGCUCUACGGGGCAUGUUUUCACUCUUGACCCAGGGCCCGUUCAUGAAACUAGGGUGAAACAUGUCUCAUUUUGUGAUGAUGUAGAGUGGUUUAGGUAUGAGGUUGGUGAAGAUGAUGAUAUUUGUGUCUCAGCCGUUGUUGAUCCUCUGAGCGAAGCCGAAACUGAUCAGCCCUCUCCCAUCUGUGAGCGAGAUGGCGUCCACUACCACCGCAGUUCCCAAGAAGCACAGCGAGUUGGUGAAUGCCUUGGUGAGCAUGACGUCUAUGUCUCGUCAGGCACUGGAGGAGAUGGGGGUGGAGAAGCUGAAAGUGAUCUUCAGGAGUGUGAGGCCGGCCAAGCCUCAAGCAGUGCUCACAGCCAAUUGGAAGAAGUUCAACACGGUCCAGUGGUGCGUCAAGACGAGGAUCCACGUGGUCACGCCUAUGUGCACUGGGGGCGGGAUCAGCUGAUCGUGGAGCUGGAGCACUACCAGGUGGAAGCCCGUGCUUAUCUCAAGGAGAAUCCGGAUGCCCCACAGAAGCAGACGGUGCCGCUUUGCCCAUCUUGUCAGGUGGGGAUGGUGGUUCGAAAGAAUCCGGCUACCCUGGAACCGUUUUACGGUUGCUUGGCCUUUCCAGCGUGUCGCCAGACCAUGGCCAUGGAGUAUGCGUCAGAGCCAGCAGCCGUGGUUCAGAGACGAGCCAUGCGCAGCAAGAAGGCGGUGGUAGUGGACGACACGGAGGAGAUGGACGGAGAGAUGAGGAGCCGAGCAGCCAGUGUUCCGAUCCCGGACGAUGGGGACUCGGAAGCAAGUUGGGCGCCCAUCUCAGAAGCUGGGGCAAGAUCUUCGGCAAGUCAGAGUGUGCGAGUGAGUCAGGAGGAGCUCCUGUUGCUGAAGGAGAUUCGCGAGGACGAACCUUUCUUGGAACUCUGUGAGUCCAUCUUUGAAGAGCAGAUCAAACGUGGCGAUGAUGCUUUGGCAGAGAAUCCACUGGCCAGUCAGAAUUCCCUGAAGAAUGUUGAAAAGAUUAUGGAAGAAAACCCUGUGUUUGUUGUGAACAAAGAUGACGACCCGAUGGGCGAUUUGGAUGGUCCUGCGUCGGGUGAGAUUACCGAGUAUGAACCCGCAACGAUUGAACAUUUGAGGGAGGCUACAGGUGAGGAGGCUCUGUAUGGUCGUCCCGAGGUUCAGGAAGCGAUCGCCAUCUUUAAACAGGGAGGUACCACUCAGGACGGUAUGCCUUACACGGACUUGACUAAAGAGCGUAAACCUGAUGAGGACGAUUUGGACGCGCCCGUUGACGACAGUGUUGGGGAUGUUGGACCGGAAGAGGACAUGGAGGUCGAGAUUCCUAGAGAGGUUGGACGAACUCCGGUGUGGAAUCGUAUUGAAGACCCUCCUGAGGAUGUCAAGGCCUUAGGUAGCAAGCAAGGUUGGCACGAGGACGCGAGAGGAAACAAAGUUCAUGUCGCGCACCGCGGUUAUUGCUUUAGGACGCCCAUGCCUAAGUAUCAGCCAAAUGAAGUUCCUUACCGCACGACUUGGGGCUUUGUGGGUGACAAGUGGGUUCUGUUUGAAGAUGAAGUUAAUUGGGUUCAAUUGGAUGACUGUCAUAGUGUUUUUCCUGGGGGACCGAUUCCGAUUGUCAUCACCAUCUUUAAGAAACGCACUCGUAAACAGAUAUGCGAGGAUUCCGUGCCUGACUGCAUCAAGAGACAACGGACUGACAAACGUGAAAACGGAGCGUUUCUGACUUUGAGUAGGAGAAAGGCUCAAAAGGCUAUUGACAAGGAAAUCCCAUAUCACAAGAUUCCCCCAGAGCAAUUGGAAGAUUUUUUGAAAGCUGAGAAGAAAGAAUGGGAUUCGUGGAUUCAGUAUGCUAAAGCUACUGACGAAGAAGUUAGCGAUUUUCGUUCGGUUUUGGGAGCUCUGCAAUGGUUGUCCACUCAAUCUAGGACAUCAGCAGUGCCAAUGAAUGUCAUCUCGUGGAAGACCAAGUCGAACAAAAGGAUCCUCGAGUCAAGUUUCGCGGCAGAGACGCAUGCCGCCUUGAUGGGUUACGGAAACGGCCACUACUUGAGAGUGCUCAUGCUGGAGAUCAAUUGCGGCAGUCAUGCGAUUCAACAGCCUGAGGGAACAGACUGGUACAGUCAGAUGAAGUUAGUCAUGGCCACGGAUUGUCGAAGUCUGUUUGACUGUGUCAGUCGUGUUCGGGGUACGGGCCUGGCACUGUCGCAGCUGUCGCUGUCGCCACCAUGGCCAAUCAAAGAACCCAGCGGGAACCCACGCAGCAAGGGGCGCUCUACCCUGGGCAUCGGAUCUAGCGACAAGGACCAGGUGGCAGAGAACUCUGUGAGAGACCUGCAUUAG
Messenger RNA from Cladocopium goreaui, 3603 nucleotides. The record is from the annotation of a GenBank genome assembly. NCBI's taxonomy places the organism in Eukaryota, Dinophyceae, Suessiales, Symbiodiniaceae.